GUUUUUUUAAAUCAUCGAAUGUGCAUUUUGUUCGGUCAUUCACUUUCAUUGUAUGAUCAUGAUGCCUCUUUCAAUAAGAUUGUUAUCAAAACGUGUCAAAUCUAUGUCCAAAAUUAAAUUGAUUUCACAUUAAAUCUGGUGUUGUCAGGUGAUUAACAUCUAAAAACAGAUCAUCAUUGUCUCAAUCAAAUCGACUUAAAUGAAACAGCUGUUAGACAACGAUACCUGUGCUCAACAUUUUUUAGAUAUAAAUUUAUAUUCUUGAGUUUCCAACAAUUGAGUUUAUCUUUAAAAAAAAUAUAUUUUCGAAUUUUGAGCUAAUUUUUAAUCUACGCAAAAUAUCAAUUGGUAAUCACCAACAUUUGUUGUGGAAGAAGUGAACAUAAACCUAUACACAUAUAAAUUGUGAAUUUGAUAAUAAACCAUUCACCAAGUAAUCAAUGAUUGUAUAGAUUUUGCUUUGUCAUAAUAAAAUGACAAAAAUUUGGAGUUGAUAAUAUUUUCUGAAAGUUUCUGUUCCUCUUAUAAAUGGAUAUGUCUUCUGAUGACGAAAGCCAACGGCUUACGAAAAUGAAUAAGAUCACCAUAGAAAAUUCUUCGUGCAAUCCUCCAGCUGUGGCAAAUGAAACACAGCAUCUGAGUAAAAUGGAAGAACGUCAAAGUUUAUUAGAACAAACGGCUGCAUCAGUACGAUUACCGAUCAGUGGUAUGACAUGUCAGUCGUGUGUUCGUAACAUUGAAGGAAAUAUUCGGACAAAGCCCGGAGUAAUUACGAUCAGAGUAAAUCUUCAGGAAAAAGCUGGUUACAUUGAGUACGAUCCACAAAUUACCGAUCCCAAACAAAUUGCAUCGGAAAUCGAUGAUAUGGGCUUCGAUUGUGAAUAUUCACCAGAUGAUGAUGAUGAAAUUGCAGCCAGAGUUGUAGAAAUAAACAAAACAAAAGUGCUUAGCACUUGUAUUGCAAUCGAAGGCAUGAAAUGUCAAAGUUGUGUCAAAAACAUAGAAAGCAACAUUGGGUCAAAAUUAGGAAUUAAACACAUCAAAGUAAAUCUAGAAGAAAAAAUCGCCAACGUUGAAUAUGACAGUGAUGUAUGCAAUGAUCAAUCCAUAGCUGAAAUGAUUGUUGAUAUGGGAUUCACAGCCACUCUUACUACAGAUAUUGACAAGAAACCCAAAAAGACUGACUUAUUUUGCAGCAAAAAUGAUUUUAACGGUCGAAAAUCAGUUUCAGAAACGUUAGUCUUCUUAGGCACAAACGAUGUUGACUUAGAAAAUAAUCGCACCAAUUUGCUUGAUAACAACUUGAAAAAAUGUUUUCUUCACAUACAGGGAAUGACAUGUGCCAGUUGUGUAGCUGCAAUUGAAAAGCACUGUAAGAAAAUUCAUGGUGUCGAUAGUAUUUUGGUUGCUUUAUUAGCUGCCAGCGCUGAAGUGAAAUACAAUCCAAACGAGAUUUCAGCAAAAGAUAUAGCCAAAUCAAUAACGGAAUUGGGAUUUCCGUCUGAAAUAAUCGACGAACCGGGUACCGGGGAGAGUAGUAUUGAAGUGGAAAUAAAUGGCAUGACUUGUGCGUCAUGUGUGAAUAAAAUUGAAAGUACAGUUAAAAAGUUGCCAGGUGUAACAUACGCCGCUGUAGCACUAACAACGAAACGUGGAAAAUUUCGAUUUUCGGAAACGGGAGCAAGAAAUAUAUGUGAUGCAAUCAAUGCAUUGGGUUUUGAAGCAAAAUUACUUUCAAAUAAAGAUAAAAUGGCUCACAGCUACUUGGAGCACAAAGAAGAAAUACAAAAGUGGAGAAAUGCAUUUUUCAUUUCGCUGGUUUUCGGGGGUCCAUGCAUGAUUGCAAUGGUCUAUUUUAUGUAUGAAAUGGCAGAAAAAGGACAUGAAAAUAUGUGUUGUACAAUUUUACCGGGUUUAUCUUUGGAAAAUCUUAUGAUGUUCGCAUUAUCGACUCCAGUACAAUUUUUUGGUGGUUGGCAUUUUUAUGUACAGGCCUAUAAAGCUGUUAAACAUGGUUCAACAAAUAUGGAUGUUUUAAUUACAAUGGCCACGAUUAUAAGUUAUUUGUAUUCAGUAAUUGUUCUGGCUUGGGCAAUGAUAUUUCAGCACAAACUAUCACCCAUCACAUUUUUCGACACACCGCCGAUGUUACUUAUUUUCAUAUCAUUGGGUCGUUGGCUCGAACACAUUGCCAAAGGAAAAACAUCAGAGGCCCUAUCAAAACUUUUAUCACUUAAAGCGAUUGAUGCAAUUUUGGUCACAAUUUCAGAUACAUUUGAAAUUUUAACGGAAAAAACGAUUUCAGUGGAUUAUGUUCAACGUGGUGAUAUUUUGAAAGUAAUGCCUGGAAGCAAAGUACCCGUCGAUGGUAAAGUUAUUUUUGGUUAUUCCACGUGUGAUGAAAGUUUGAUUACCGGUGAAUCGAUGCCAGUGCAUAAGAAAAAAGGAUCUGUUUUAAUCGGUGGUUCAGUUAAUCAAAACGGACUGAUUUUAAUGGUUGCUACGCACACAGGUGAAAAUACAACGCUCGCACAAAUCGUUAAACUUGUCGAAGAAGCACAAACAUCAAAAGCACCAAUUCAGCAACUAGCUGAUAAAAUUGCCGGUUAUUUUGUACCAUUUGUAAUAAGCGUUUCAUUAAUAACAUUAUUUGCUUGGAUUAUUCUUGGAUGGCUUGACAUAAAACAUUUACCAAUGACAAUGGCUGAACAGCAUGGUUUAGAUAACAUUGAAAUAAUUGUUAGUUAUGCUUUUCGAUGUGCAAUAAGCGUUUUGGCCAUUGCUUGCCCGUGCGCUUUGGGUUUGGCCACACCAACCGCAGUUAUGGUUGCCACCGGAGUUGGUGCACUUCAUGGAGUUUUAGUUAAAGGUGCUGGUCCACUUGAAAACGCACAUAAAGUCAAAGUGUGCGUUUUUGAUAAAACUGGUACAAUAACACAUGGCAUUCCAAUGGUAUCUCGCAUUACCAUGUUUGUGAAGCCAACAAUUUGUUCAUUGCCACGUGUUCUCGUUGCACUGGGUGCUGCCGAAUCAAAUAGUGAACAUCCAAUCGCAAGCGCCGUUGUGAAAAUGUGCAAAGAAAUGCUCGAAAUAGAUUUGUUUGGUCGUAGUAGCGAUUUUCAAUCCGUUCCAGGAUGUGGCAUUAAAGUAACGAUUUCAAACAUCGAAAAUAUACUGAAAACUGCUGAAAAAACCGAUAAAAUUAUCAACUAUUAUAAUUCAUACAAUGGAAGUGCUCAGAACAGUAUAAUAAUGGUUGAUGGAAUUUCAUUUGAAGAAGUUAUCCCACCAUUGAAUCAAUCACAGAAAAACACAAUAGAAUUACAACAAUUGUUACAGUUGGAUGAAGAAAUUUCCAGAGCUAAGAGAGAGGCAUUCGAUGAUGUGAAUGAAUUGCCAGUGCUUAUUGGAAACCGCGAAUGGAUGCAUCGCAAUGGAAUUUUGGUGCCGCCGGAAGUACAUAUGAAAAUGAGUGACGAAGAAUCGAUGGGCAAUACUGUAGUACUUUGUGCAAUGAAUAAUCAACUAAUUUGUAUGGUGUCUGUUUCUGAUAUGGUAAAACCAGAAGCCCAUCUUGCAGUUUUUACACUUCGAAAAAUGGGAAUUGAAGUUAUUUUGCUAACUGGUGAUAAUAAGAACACAGCUGCAAGUAUAGCUCGACAAGUUGGUAUCAAACGUGUAUUUGCUGAAGUGCUUCCAUCGCAUAAAGUGGCCAAGAUACAACGCAUACAAGAGACAGGUGUAAGAGUUGCAAUGGUUGGCGACGGUGUCAAUGAUAGUCCUGCUUUGGCGCAAGCUGAUGUUGGUAUUGCCAUUGCUGCCGGAACAGAUGUUGCCGCUGAAGCGGCUGAUGUGGUCUUAAUGAGGAAUGACUUAUUGGAUGUCGUAGCAUGUUUGGAUCUAUCAAAACGAACGGUGCGUCGGAUAAGAUUGAAUUUUUUCUUCGCCAGUAUGUACAAUUUAUUGGGGAUUCCAUUAGCGGCGGGUGCUUUCAGUCAUUUUGGUUUGGUACUGCAGCCCUGGAUGGCAUCGGCAGCAAUGGCUGCCAGUUCUGUGUCAGUUGUAUGUUCAUCGCUACUAUUAAAAUUGUAUAAAAAGCCAACAAUGGCUUCGCUUCAAACACCAGAAUAUCUCAGGGAGUUGCAUUUAGGUGGAUCACUUGAUUUGGAUAAUAUUUCAAUACACCGCGGUCCAGACGAUAUUCCACGGCCCAACUUCAACAACUCAAAUAGUUCAACCCUUUCAAAAUUGUUUAUGUCUUCAAAGAAUGGUUUACAUCAAUCACCAUUGCUGACCAAUGAUGAUGAAGAUUCGUCGACAACUGUCCCACUCACCAGAUAUGAAUAUGGAAAACAAUUGCACCAUGAUAUUACUGAAACUCAAAAGCUUUGAUAGUUUAGACAAACUCAUCACAUCAAAUUAAAUAUAUAUUUCAAAGUUUUCCAUAACAUACAUCCAUAUAUAGAUAUAUGGUUUGAUUGUUUGGUAAUAUUGAUAUUAAAUGUCUUCAAUAUGAUGCCAAUUUUUAAAAAAAAUGAUUUUUUUUUAAUUUAAUGAUAUGAUUUUAUUUCAAUCCUGUUAUUUUCAAUAAGAAAUAUUUUUGAAUAUCAUGAAACACAAAAUUGUAGAUAAAUACAUUUUGAAGUGACUUAUGAUCCCGUUUAUAUGUGAAAUUGUGAUAAAGCAAAUGUGAAUAAAUAAUUGAACACAUUUAAUCAUUUUUA
Molecule: messenger RNA, 4724 nt
Organism: Contarinia nasturtii (swede midge)
Lineage: Eukaryota; Metazoa; Arthropoda; Insecta; Diptera; Cecidomyiidae
Gene: ATP7
Product: copper-transporting ATPase 1
Exons: 10
Coding region: 529-4392 (1287 amino acids)
Biological process (GO): monoatomic cation transport; copper ion homeostasis
Cellular component (GO): perinuclear region of cytoplasm; trans-Golgi network; membrane
Molecular function (GO): copper ion binding; P-type divalent copper transporter activity; ATP binding
Source: RefSeq, a predicted model, not a curated record